Molecule: messenger RNA, 1143 nt
Organism: Aphanomyces astaci
Lineage: Eukaryota; Oomycota; Saprolegniomycetes; Saprolegniales; Verrucalvaceae
Exons: 6
Coding region: 16-999 (327 amino acids)
Cellular component (GO): cytosol
Molecular function (GO): hydroxypyruvate reductase [NAD(P)H] activity; glyoxylate reductase (NADPH) activity; NAD binding
Source: RefSeq, a predicted model, not a curated record
GUCAGAACCGACGGCAUGCAAGUCGCAGCGAAGCCGAAGGUGCUUGUCACCCGGCACGUGCCUUACAUCCUGGAACAACUCAAACUCGCCAACGUCGAUGUCGAUGUCUUCGAGCGGCAAGACAUCGCCAUGCCGCGCGAGCAGCUCCUUCGUCGGAUCAAAGCGUGCACUGGGGUGUUGUGCAUGUUGACCGAUCGGAUCGACAGCGACGUACUAGGUGCUGCCGGAUCGUCUUUGAAAGUCGUAUCCACGAUGUCGGUCGGCUACAACCACAUCGACGUGGCAGCCUGCCGUGCCAAGUACGUAGCAGUCGGCAUCACGCCAGGAGUAUUGGACACUUCGACGGCAGAAACGGCAUUGGCAUUGACGUUAGCCGCCAAGCGACAUGUCGUCACGAGUGUCGACAGCGCCAAGCGCGGCGAAUGGGGCGUGUGGCAGCCAUUUCAAUAUUGUGGCACCGACGUGGAAGGCAGCACGGUGGGCAUCGUAGGGCUCGGCCGCAUCGGAGCCAAGUACGCUGCCAUGAUGCGCCUGGCAUUCCGCUGUCGUAUCUUGUACACGGGGCCUCGCCCCAAACCCGACUUGGCCGCCCCUUUGGACGCCACGUUCUGCUCCAUGGACGACCUCUUGGCUGCCAGCGACAUUGUGAGCGUGCACUGUCCGCUGAACGCACAAACACAGCACCUUUUCAAUGCAACUGCGUUUGGCAAAAUGAAGGCGAAUGCUGUGCUUGUCAACACCAGUCGAGGCCCAGUGGUCGACCAAGAGGCGUUGUACGAUGCUCUGGUGGCGCGGCAGCUAGCGGCGGCAGGUUUGGACGUCACAGACCCGGAACCCCUUCCUGUGGACCACAAGUUGUUUACGCUACCAAACUGUACGAUUUUCCCCCAUAUUGGGUCGGCAACCAUCAAAACGCGGCAGGCCAUGGCUGACAUUGCCGUUCAAAACGUUCUCGCAGGGGUGCUGGGUCAGCCGUUGCCCCAUGCUGUUGAUGUGUAAGACUGAACUGUACAUGGGACUGAUGUGUGCUUUUUCACGUAACUAAAGACAAACCAGAGAUUUUUGUCUCAUGCAGGUGUCCCGGAGUACUUAUGCAGCGUUUAGAAACCAGUUCUAUUGUUGUUUAUUAAUACUACUACGGAC